UAUCUCAUUCUCAGGCAUUUGCAUGUAAAAACAUAAAUCACAGAAAACUAAAUUCUGUCAAAAUAAAGAAUACAGCAACAGUUCGGGAUUACAGUGAAUUAUGAGUUUAGGGCAAGCCGCGUGGAUAAAGCGAUGGGAAACAGCCUGGAAUAUGGGGGAAUCUAUGGAAAAGCUACAGAGUUGAACAAGUUGAAGGAGAAAAGUUUGGGCAAACCUUAGCCCAUUUUCUUCGUGCAUGGAUGCGAUUCGAGAGGACAUGUAAGGUCAGAAUGCAGGAGAGUUCUCUCACUUUGUUUACUGCAUAAUUCACUCUCGUUUUAGUGUAAACACUGGCCUCUUGUUUUAAGACUCUUAAGUGGAGUAGAGAGAAAAAGCCUUUCCAGCAAAUUGUGUCUAAAAGUGUAGCCUAUUGUACUAGCUAAAUUGAAAAGGGGUGAAAGACUAGCCACUGCGAAAGAAAAAGUGCUUUACCACAAUGAAUUAACAAAAGGAGAGAAACUAACAAAAGAAAGACAUGCACAAUGGCAGAAAAGGAGAAAGAGAAGGUGUAUCGCAGUGUCUCUUUCAAAAAGUUUGAAAGUUGGAGCUCAAACAAAAGUCGCUGUGAAAAUCAACAAAACAAAUCAAAGGAUUUGGAGGGCAGUAGCGGAGCCCUUCCCCCUCCAUCUACGGCUGUGGCAGCGGCAGAGAAAGCGCUGCCCUCGGCUAUGCGUAGUGUUAGCGUGUCAAGGAAAGUUUCCAAAAUCUCCGCUGCCAGCCUCUCCACCGCAGAGCUAAAGAAAGCCUCUUCCACUCCUCUCUCCUCCAUUUCUCCCUCUAUUCGCCAACUAACUGAAAAGUUCAGUAGCACUAAUUCGGCUCGGACGCACGGAGCCCCGAGCCCUGGCAUUAACGUGGCCGGGAAAAGCACAACUUUACCCCGAUUUAAAAGCAGCAGGGGUGAGAUAUCCCCGUCUCGGAAGUUAUUCCAUGAGGACAGUGGAUAUUUACAAGUUACUGACACGGUUGUAACAGAGUCUCCGACUGACACUAAAGUUCAGCAACAAAAGUCUUAUUCAGGCACAGACUCGGUCUCUGGGUCGGAUUCGGAUAGAAAUCAAAAAUUGAUUUAUACUCGCAAAUCUGCUCAAGGCAGCAGCGUUGGGACCGAUAAAAGAGAUUAUUCCCAAAUUGAUCCGUCUAUCUCUGAUAACAAUAACUGCAGUAAGACUUUGAAUGCUGAGGAUGAUGUUUUUGUCAGUGCAGCGCCUGCCUGCAAGUCACACAGGAGCUAUUUCCCAACUCACCAUGGAGAUCCUCCUGUUCAUGUUGACCUAACCAACUGGCCCAGUGUCACGAAAAUCAGAGAGCUUUUUGGGGACAGGCACAGAAAGAAGCACCGGUCCACCUCUGAUGCAGAGGAUUUAAAAUCUGCUGACUACCUCCAGCACUCCGCCAGCUCUAAAGAGAACUCUGUAUCAGACAGAAGCGACAGGCAGUCUCCCAACAGCCUAACCCCUGAAGCCAAUUGCCUCUCACUGUCAGACAGACACCGCAGCAGGGCUGCCUCCCUGGACAGAGAGAGGAGACACCAGGGCAUGGACUCAGCCUUUCACCCUGACCAGCACUACUCAGACGAGGCAGAGAUUGAGCCAGCCAGCACUAGUAUUAGUAGAAGUGGUAGGUUUCUUAGGGUGGCCCAGCCAUCAAACACGCACAGAGCCCACAGCCCCAGCAGUGGAGGAGAGGGGCCUGAGACCUGGACAUCUAGUCGGAACUCUGACACUCCACCCUCUGUCCUCGCCGUUGCCCCCACCCCCCCACCUCGGAGCAGCUCCGUGGGCCUCUCCUCCUCCCGUAUCUGCCCCUCUGUAGAGCAGCGGCAGAGCCAGGGGGCCGGGCAGCCCAGGGAUAGUUUACAUUCCUCAAAUAGCUCCUCCAGACCGGUGGCCCCUUCCUCUGAUAGAGCUUCAGCCAGGGCAACCAUCACAGCCCGCUGGAGGUUCAGCUCAGGAGACGAAGAAGAGGAGUACCACCGAGCAGGAGGAAGGAGCGCUCCCUCGUUAGGUGUCAGCGGAGGUUACCUCUCCCAUGGAAAGAAUGGUUGGUGGGGUGGAAAGGUCCUCGGAAGGUCUUCAGGCAGUGAAGAGGACAGUCCUGCAUCACUAGGACCCAGCCGAGACACCAUGAGACGCCGUUCACUGAGGAAGAAGAAGAAGAACAGUGAGGUUGCCGUAGCAAUGGGGCGAGAUAAUGGCGAAUCAGACGACAGCGACGACGAGCAGGCAGGUAUGAUGGAACACCUGGAGAGACACCAACAGAACACCGCCGCCACGGCAGAACAGACUGGGAGCUCUCGGAACCGGCUCAGAGAACCCGAAGGCUCUAGAACCCGUGCAGCGCAGAGGGGACGCAAUUCCACUCCUAACCAGAUGGGGGCGCAGGAGAGCUACAGACGCCAAUACACCUCAGGGGGGCCAAGGACAUCAUCUCCCUUGACCACGCCCCUCACAGGGGUAUCACGGGUGUCAAAGGUCAACAUCUCAUCAUUUAUUUCGAGUCCCGGUGGCUCGCAGAGCAGCAGUAGAUACUCUAGCACAGAGACACUGAAAGAAGAGGACCAAGCUAGCUAUGCUAAUAGAAGGGCUAACUCUAACACUACUACUACUACUACCACACCAGGCAGUGUGGUUGGUGCAUCCUCCUCCAUGCUCAGUAAGACCUACCACGGUAACUUCACCAUGUACCGCUCCCCCAGCUUCGGACACGGGGAUAACUUAUCCCGCACCCCUGUUAGGGUCUGUCCCCGCGUUCUUCCCACUGUCAAUCCCCCAUCUCCAGCCACAGGGGACACUCGAGGGGUUACUAGGGAGGAGACUACAGUGUUCAGGCGGUUGCUAAGUGGUGGCGUAGUCGGUGAUACGGACAGGAACAAGAUGUCGAUGUCAAAUCCGGAUAUCGCCUCGGAAACAAUGUCCCUCCUCAGCUUCCUGAAAAGUGACCUAUCAGAGCUCAGAGUUCGGAAGACGGACAGGUCAGGGUCAGGGGUUACUGAGGGGUCAUCUGCGGUGUACAGGAUGGGGUCAAGAGGUCUCCACCCAGGACUCCGCCCUUCAUUAAAGGACCUCACUGCAACUCUCCGACGCGCCAAAUCCUUCACUUACUCUGAUAAACCAGUAGAGAGGCAACAUUCAGACGGGUCCUCGGCCAAAAGAAGCUCUUCUGAGCAACGUCUGGAUCUAGACGGAGAGCGUGAUGGAGGGAGGGGGGCGGUGCCUGACAGAGAGGUGGCGAGUGAUGGAGGGGACUGCAGAGCAGGGGGUUAUGGGGAUGAGGAAGUGAUGCCCAUGCCGCUGCAGGACAGGUAUGUCCAGGAGGCCAGACAGGUGAUCAGAGAUAUCUGCCAGAUGAGCGCUCGCGAGGAUGAUGAAGAUGUGCUAGCGACAGAUUGCACUGAGGAUGAGGGUUUCAAAAGAAAAGAAGUGGAGGAACAGGAGAUACAUGAGAGGGAGGGAGGUGAAUUGAAAGAUGAGGAGAGGAGAGCUAGAGAGGCUGAGGUUGACAUUGGGGCAGCCUCCAUUUCAGGGGAAAAAGAGAAGCGGGAAUGUGAAAACAGAGAUCUAGAGAAGUGCCUACAGAAGGGAGAUUCUGAGGAGAACGUGUUUUAUGAUCGAUCUGUUGAUGAGCUAUCGGGUCACGAGUCGAGCCUCACAGAUGAGGGCAUAGUCACAGAACCAGAGACUGGACUGGGUGACCCUGAGAGGUUAUUUGUGGGGUCAGGUUUAGGAUCAUCUUUGGCCAGAGAUGUGCUGGGUCAACCCCUGACUGUCUGGAAGCAGUCUGCUCUGCAUCAGGAGGAAUGGCCAGGGUUAAACGAGGGAAUGAGAGAGGGAUCAGGGUUACACGCAGGAGCGGGUAAGAAACGAGAGAACCCUGUCUCUGUUCCUGCCCUUGGGGCUGAGACUGAGAGCGUUGCUGUAGUAACAGAGAUGAGCGGCAUCAACAACAACAACAACAGUACUAGUGGGAGGACCAAUGUAUCCCAGAGUGCCUCAGCCCCAGGACUUGAGGCUCCUCCCACCCCGAGCGCUAUCCGCCGCCGCCGUAAAUUCUCCUCAGCCGGUAACACAGGCUCUGACUCCAGUAACGGCAGCAAUGGGGAGUCGAACGGGGAUCCUACUGUUUACCGUUCGCUAAGCGACCCCAUGCCUCACCGGCGCCGCUCUGUGUCAGAAGAAGGGAAUAACAGUUUCUCUGUGGAUAGUAACCUGCUGGGGUCGCUCUCUCUCUCCUACAAGGGGGCAGGAGGAGUCGGAGGAGGAAGUGUCCCAGAGUCGUCCUCUGCAGCCGAUCUAUCAGAGUGCACGGGCAGCGCUGCCAGCGAGCUAUCGGUGUGCAGCGACGGUGGUCUCCGUGACGAUAGUCUCCGUGACGACUACAGCAAUGUGAUCCGGAGCAUUGUUGCCGAGCCAGGAGCAAUGGACAGAUUGAUGACGGAUGACAAAAACAAUGGGAAAGCCACGAAGAAGAAGUCCUUCUCAGACCCCAGUCGCCGUGGUGAUGGCCCCCUGCUUGACGAAUCAGGGUUCAAAAGUCACCAUCACCCCAACGAACCAAUCAGUGAGCUGGAUCAGCUUGGUCAGAUCCCGCCCUCCAGCAGUGAGCCAAUCCUGAGUGAGCAGAGAGAUGAGCUGUGGGAGCUCGGAGAUGAACGUGGACGCCCAUUAUGUAGUCGCCAUGGCAACAAUGAAGGUGGAAAACUCCGCUCCCAAUCAGAAAGGGAGCUGCACUCCUGUCUCCAUGGUGAUGACACAGACGGAGGGGGACAAGGGGAGAUAUUGAACUUUGACCCCAAACUAGCGGAGGUUCUAUCUCCCAGAAUGGGCCGGCGGACCUCCAGGAAACGCCCCAACCGGGUCAUGCAAACAGCAUCAGAGGAGCUGGACCACUCGGAACCAGGUCCGGAAGACCACGGUCCAGAGGAGAGUCAGGCUCAAGACCAGACUGAUCUCAACCCCCCACUGCCCCCGCCCCCCCCCAAAUCCAAAGCCAUGUCUAAGCACGUCCGCCACGCCAGCGAACCUGCCACCUUCAUCCCCAUCUCCCCACCUCCACAGCCCCAGCGAGCCCAGGCGGACCCGCCUGCCCUGCUAACCGCCUCUGAACCCUCCAUCCUGGGUAAGCCCACCGGUGAGGAGGCCCCCUCCCUGGAGGAUGUGACCAAGCGGUAUAUUCUGGCUCUGAAUGCUCCUGGGGGCGAGGGGGAGCCGCCUGGGCCUGGGCCUGGGUCUGGGCCUGGGUCUGGAGGAACGGUGCCUGUAUCAGACGGGUCUAACUCCAGCCCAGCUGCUCCUACUGGUGCCAGAGAACCCAGACUGCAGAGGAAGAGCAGCGAGGAGCUGACCACACCAGCCCCACAGAGAGCCAAACCCAGAGUGGAUAUGAGAAGACAUGUCGUGAUGACCCUCCUGGACACUGAGCAGUCUUAUGUGGAGUCGCUCCGGACACUCAUACAGGGCUAUAUGCGGCCUUUGAAGCAUUCAGACAGUGGAUACCUAGUUGAUCCCUCAUUGGUGGAUGAGAUGUUCUAUCAGAUCCCAGAGAUCCUGGAGCACCAUGAGCACUUCCUGGAACAGGUCACCAGCUGCAUCAGCCAAUGGCACGACAAACAGACCGUGGGUCAGCUGCUUAUCCAAUCGUUCUCCAAAGAGAUUCUUGCUAAUAUUUAUUCAGCAUACAUCGAUAACUUUCUGAACGCCAAAGACGCAGUGAGGAUCGCAAAGGAGGCGAAGCCAGCAUUCCUCAAGUUCCUGGAGACCAGUAUGCGUGAGAACAAGGAGAAGCAGGCCCUGGGUGAUCUGAUGAUCAAGCCUGUCCAGAGAAUCCCCCGUUAUGAGCUGCUGGUCAAGGAUCUGUUGAAGCACACUCCUGAGGAACAUCCAGACCACCCGUUGCUAUUGGACGCCCAGAGAGACAUCAAGCGAUUGGCUGAGAAGAUCAAUAAGGGGCGUCGCUCUGCGGAGGAGGUGGAGAGAGAGACACGCGUCAUGCAGGAGAUAGAGGCCCACAUCGAGGGAGUGGAACACGUCAGAGAUAUCCUUAACCCAAUGAGGAAGUUCCUGAGACAGGAGAUGGUGGUGGAGGCGAAGACCGUGGGGGGUAAGAAGGACCGUUCUCUCUUCCUCUUCAGUGAUCUGCUCAUCUGCACCACACUGAAGAGGAAGUCUGGAUCCCUGAGACGCAGCUCCAUGAGCCUGUACUCUGCUGCCAGUGUGAUCGACACUUCCAGUAAAUAUAAAUUCCUGUGGAAACUUCCCCUAGAGGAUGUGGAGAUGGUGAAAAGCCCCUCUCAGGCAACCAACAAAGAGACCAUCCAGAAGAUGAUUGGUCGACUGGACGAGGACCUGAGUACACUGGGACAGAUCAGCAAACUAUCAGAGACUCUCAGCUUCCCUCACCAGUCUCUGGAUGACGUGAUAAAGGACCUGAUGGCGUCGGUCCACAGGGAGCUAGCAGAGAAACAGUCUCUAGCCUUCAGUAUGACCUUCCUGCCCACCAAACUGGAGCUCACCACCGCCUCGGCAGAAACCAGCUUCGUCUUCGAGUUCAGCUCCCCAGACACACGCAGCAACUUCCAACAGGCCUUCGAAGAUGCCAAGAAGAAACUGGCAAUGAAUAAGGAGCAGUGGGACCCAGAGUUCCUGAAGGCUAUCCCCAUCAUGAAGACUCGUAGUGGGAUGCAGUUCUCCUGUGCCUCCCCCAGCCACAGUUGUCCAGAGAGCAGCAGUGAGGUGUGGGUGUGUAACAGUGAUGGCUACGUGGGCCAGGUGUGUCUGCUCAACAUCAGAGACCAGCCCACUGUAGAGGCCUGCAUCGCUGUCUGCUCCGCUAGGAUCAUCUGCAUCGCUGCUGUCCCUGGACUCAAGGGGAGGGAACGUGGAGUGGAGCCCUCCCCUGCCCUUCCCCCUGGAGCUGUUGACUCCACCCCAUCCCAGCAGCAGCAGCUACACAUCUCCAUCUCUCAUUCGUCGCUGGAGCUGACUGAGCCCCCUUCAGGGGCGGGGCCUGAGUUAGUUCCGUUUGACAGUGAUGACACGGACGAUGAAGAUUCUCCAAGCCCCUCCUCCACUCUGCAGAGCAAAGCCAGUCACUCUACUGUGUCAUCCAGCUAUGGCAAUGAGGAGGGGUCUGGUUCUAAGGACAUGGCUACAGAGACCACCAGUAGUGAGGAGGAGCAGGAGUACCCAGAGGCCAGUCCUUAUGGAGCUCCAGGCAGGCUAGGGGUGGGUGGAAGAGGUCGACCCCACAGCAAGAGCCCCAUGGACGGAAGAGCCAUGCGUCGCUCCUCCCGGGGAUCCUUCACUAGAGCCAGUCUGGAGGAUCUGCUCAGCAUUGACCCAGAGGCCUACCAGAGCUCUGUGUGGCUGGGCACAGAGGACGGAUGUAUCCAUGUGUACCAGUCAUCAGACAACAUCCGCAACCGUAAGAACAGCAUGAAGAUGCAGCAUUCUGCCUCCAUCCUGUGUAUCCUGUACCUGGACAACAAGGUGUUUGUGUCCCUGGCCAACGGAGAGGUGAUCGUCUACCAGAGGGAGGCGGGGAGUUUCUGGGACGCCCAGUCAUCUCAGACGUUGAGUCUGGGCACGCCCAGUAGUCCUGUCACUAAGAUGGUCCCGGUUGGGGGGAAGCUGUGGUGUGGUUCACAGAACCGUGUUCUCAUCAUCAACACAACCACACUGGUGCAGGAGCACUGGUUCCAGGUGGGCACAGACAGCAGUAGGUGUGUUACCUGCAUGGUGAGCUAUGGCCAGGGGGUGUGGCUGGCACUCCAGGGUAGCGCCCAGAUCAGACUUUACCAUGCCCAGACCUGGGACAGCCUGACCGAGGUGGACGUGGCUCCCGCCGUGCACAAGAUGCUUGCAGGUUCGGAUGCGAUCAUCCGGCAGCACAAGGCAGCGUGUCUGAGGAUCACAGCUCUCCUGGCCUGUAAGGACCUGCUGUGGAUCGGGACCAGUGCAGGGGUGGUCCUGACCCUGUCUAUCCCAGCCGUCAGCUCUGGGACGGUGUCAGGGACGCUGCGGUCACCCCUUACCCCCAUGGGCUCUGCUCACGGACACACUGGCCAUGUGAGGUUCCUCACCUCCAUAGAACUACCUGAAGGCUUCGACGUCAACUUCCCCCUGCCCGCCUAUACCACAGGCAACCCAGCCCAGAGUGGUGUUGAUGGGGGUAAUGGGGGUCUGCAGAGGCGGGACUCCGCUCACCGACGAGCCUCCACCCUCCUACCCGUGAAAACCAAUCAGCUGGUGAUCUCAGGUGGCGACGGCUACGAGGACUUCCGUCUGACCAAUAGCAGUGAGACAGUGGGGCGGGACGACAGCACCAACCACUUACUGCUGUGGAGGGUCUGAGCCAAACAGCCGGCCCCAUUUAUCAAAGCCCACCCCCUCAGCACCAGCAACAUACUGCUCUGGAGGGUGUGAGGCCAAGCCCCCUGGCCCGGGUCUGAGCCAAUGAGAGUCCCUUUUAAACCCCACCAUCAGCUGAAACCGCACACAAACCCCUCCCCCUUUUAUUAGGUCCAGUUAUUUUUGUCCUUUGCUAGAUCUUCUGAUCUCUCUGUGCAUGGGUGUUGUUAGCCCAGACUGAAAAACUACAGGGUCGCUUCAAACCAGCUUUCUGUUGUUGUUUUAGUUUGUUCCGAUGCAACUGUGUGUGUUGUUAAACGCUGAGUGGUGUGUGCUUGGUGUUUCGGCAUGAAUCACCCUCCACUUGUACUGCUCAGUCUGUGGACUCUGUCAUAAUGAAACUCUACAGACUUUACUAGGAGAGAGGGAACAAGAGAGAGCGAGAGAGGGAAAGAGAGAGGGGAAGAGAGAGGGAAAGAGAGAGGGAAAGAGAGAGGGAAAGAGAGAGGGAAAUAGAGUGUGGAUGAGGACAGACCGAUUAGGUGAAGGAUAAGGAGAGAGAGAGAUUGAGGCAGACAUGGUGAAAGGCGAGUGAUGGGAAGAGGAUUGUGAACUCUGCAAAAAGCCAAAUGCUGGACUGAUGGAAGUAACAAUGGAACAAGAAGUUUGAAGAAGGGCUGGAGGAAGGGGGUCAAACAUCCAUCUUUGGAUUCCUCUUUUUGGCCCACACCAUGCGAACACUCCAUCCUACGGAGGAGAGGAGAAAGGGAUAGAAAAAGGAGAUGAAGGAGACUAAAGAGUAACAUUAUACAAGUAACCAAUGUGCAAUCUAUGGCAAGGGUACCUACUAAGACUCUAUAAACACACACACACACAAUUUCUUCACUCGUUUGACAAAACACAGCUCGUCUCUCCAUAGCCUAUGACUCACACACCCAUACAUACACCUCUUUCUCACCCAUAAUCACUUUUUUUUCUAUUUAAAAAGAAAUGAAACAACAUCCCACUACUGCAGUGAAGUGUGUUUUAAAGCAUUUGUUUUGGGGGCUGUAGUAGGAGAGAUAUGUUUGUACAGUAUUUAUGUUUUUGAUUUUAGCUUUGUAUUUUUUACAGCACUUAAUUUAUAGAUGUAUUUUUCUCUCUUUCUUUGCCCCUAAGAGAUGGUGAUUUACAGGAGCUCUGACACACACACACACACACACACACACACACACACACACACACACAGCCUACAUAACAACACAAAUACACACACACACACAAACCAGUGUCCUCAAGUUCAGGGUCAAGUGGUGAUAGUGUUUUCUCUCUCCAAGCCACUACUCCCCUACAAACCAUCUGGGGACAUCACCUUCAACCACUCCUACCAAAUGCAUUAGCAUUAGGCUAAUUCCCCCACUGUGAGCCAAUGAAGAGGCUAACAGAUAAUCAGGCGCGACAGGUAGCCUAGUGGUUAAGAGCCUUGGGCCAGUAAACGAAAGGUCGCUAGUUCGAAUCCCCAUGCCGACUAGGUGAAACAAAUCUGACAAUGUGCCCUUGAGCGAGGCAUAACCCUACUUGCUCCUGUAAGUUGCUCUGGAUAAGAGUGUCUGCUAAAUGACUAAAAUGUAAAAUAUAAUCGGAUAACCUGGUCCUUUGAUACUCAACUGCUGCUAGCUGUGUCUCUGUGUAGACGUAUGUUGGUGCAGCAGCUUGUGUCACUGUGUAGACAAAUGUUAGUGGAGCAGCAUGUCUCUGUGUACUUGCUAAGUGCUCUGUACUUUAGCAAAGUGUGGAAUUAUUGUUGGUUAUUCUAUCAAUUUUAUUGAGCUGUCAUAUUGGGUAGACUGUGUGGAACCAUGUGGAUUUUAGAACUAAGUUCUUUCUACCCAUUAUAUUUCCAUGGUCCCCCACCCACCUCUGUUUUCACAGUAACUGCAUACUACAUUUAUAAACACAACAUUGUAGAAUAUGAAGUAAAAGACUUCCAUGCUAGCUUUCAUGUUAAUCAAGUAACAGAAUUUAGUAGAAUAUCACUGUGGCAAAGACAUUCAGAAUUGACCAUUCACACUACUUCUAAUCGUCACUAUAAUUUCAUGCUGCCAUCCUAGUAAAUUUCAGUAACUCUUGUAUGUAACCUUUCUGCCAGUGUGUGAAAGAAGUCUAUUGUGUAAUGUAAAUAUCGGUAUGUAUUGCCUUUUUUUCUGUAAAUAGUGCACCCGCUGUCCUCAAUUGUUGAUAUGAAUCUAAUGGCAUAUUUUUAUAUACUUGUCUAUGUUUUUUCUCCUCUGGCAUGCGCUGUCAGUCACGUAUAAAUUAUAACUGUCACAAAAUAAAUAAAAUAAAAAAGAGUAAGGAGACAGCAUCAAUGGUAAUACUUCAGUUGUCAUGCUUACUUAACAGUUUUUUCCUGUUUCUGUUUCUGUUUGGUCACUUCGGGUUCUUUGGAAUUAAAUAAUUUCACUGGUGCCUGACUA
Molecule: messenger RNA, 10843 nt
Organism: Coregonus clupeaformis (lake whitefish)
Lineage: Eukaryota; Metazoa; Chordata; Actinopteri; Salmoniformes; Salmonidae
Product: rho guanine nucleotide exchange factor 17
Exons: 20
Coding region: 522-8390 (2622 amino acids)
Biological process (GO): actin cytoskeleton organization
Molecular function (GO): protein binding; guanyl-nucleotide exchange factor activity
Source: RefSeq, a predicted model, not a curated record